Neopsephotus bourkii (Bourke's parrot) is the source of this 1925-nucleotide messenger RNA. Its product is annotated as suppressor of cytokine signaling 1-like. Gene Ontology annotation, cellular component: phosphatidylinositol 3-kinase complex. Gene Ontology annotation, molecular function: 1-phosphatidylinositol-3-kinase regulator activity. The transcript is spliced from 3 exons. The coding region runs from base 410 to 1093 and encodes 227 amino acids. The record is from RefSeq and is a predicted model, not a curated record. Lineage: Eukaryota; Metazoa; Chordata; Aves; Psittaciformes; Psittacidae. Gene Ontology annotation, biological process: phosphatidylinositol phosphate biosynthetic process.
UGGUGGAGGAGGGAGAAACCCCUCCCCUUCCCCUCCCCCGUGGCUCCUUCCUCGGAAAAGACACACUUGGGGGGUUUCCUCCCCUCCUCUUCUUUCUGCUCCCCUCCCCUCCGCUCCGCUCCGCUCCGCUCCCCGGAGCCGCAAGCCGCCGCCACCGCGGCGCCCGCCCCGCUGCUGAGGAGGGCCCGGGGGCAGCCGCGCCGCCACCCCUCCUCCCGGAUGGAUGUGCUUUUAAGUGAAGCUUUGCAAAAACUGGGAAGUACCGCAUCAGAGAUCUUGAAUUUGGACCACUUCCAAGCCUGACAUCCAGAAACUCAUCCCUAUGGGUGGUAAAUAUCAAGAGGCUGCAUGUGAAGGAGAAAGCAUGAUAAAGGCAGCAUCUUUCCAGGAUCCAUGGGCUCUUUGAGAGAUGAUCAGAGGGAGGCCAGAUGAUCUGCACAACACGCACAACACUGCUUCUCAUCCGCAAAGGCAGCAUCGGAGUGUUCUCCCCAGCCCCGUGCCGCCUGGCUUGCCUGAUCGGUUCCGGAUGUUUCGCAGCUGCGAAUGGGAAAUCCUGGAGCGAUCCCUCAGUAUCCUCCAGGCCAGCGACUUCUACUGGGGCCCCUUGUCUGUGGGAGAAGCUCAUGCCAAGCUCCAGCAGGAGCCUGUCGGCACCUACUUGGUGCGUGACAGCUCGCAGGGGAACUGCUUGUUCAGCCUGAGUGUGCGGAUGCCAACAGGGCCCGUCAGCCUCCGAAUCUCUUUCCAGGAGGGCUAUUUUCGCCUGAAGAACUGGUUUUCGGACUGCGUGGUCCGGCUGCUGGAGCUGGUGGUGGCGGGGACCCGGAACAACCCCUUGCACUUUGAUGAGAUGGGGGGAACACCCCUCGUCUUCUCUGAGCCACUGUGCCGGAGCCGCCAGGCAGUGCCUAUGCUGCGAGAACUGUGCUGCCAGAGCCUGCCUGCUAGUGCUGCAACAGGGGAUGGAGCAGGGCUGGGGGGCUCCUCCGGGAUGUGCCCGAGGGAGGAGGUGGUCUCACCCCAGGGUGGAAGGGGAGGGUCAGACAGGAGCAUCGUCCCUAGCCCCUCUCUGCCCUGGGCUGGGAGAUGAUGCUGUGCACAUGGGAGACAAAGGGAGAUGCCUGUUAGGUGGCUGUGCUGGUGGGACACACACCACACCGAUGGGGCUGGACUGGCUGCUGGGAGAGCAGGGAGAGCAGGCCUCAAACCCACUGGCUGUGACAGCUGUGUCCUUGUACAUGCACAGCAUGUGUGGCCUUCCCCAGAGACGCCUGGGGUAAAACCAAACCUGAAGAGCAGCGAUUUCCCCCUCCCAUCCCCUCCAAGUUCUGCUCUUUGCUCCAUUUAUAACUUAUAAGCUUGAGAAGGUGAGUUGCCUGUCCUCCCAGGUGAGCCCUGCAUUUUCUUCUGUCCCCAAGUGCCUAAGCUUGUUUCUGUUACAAAUCUGUCCUCGUGAAGUGGUGUGGCUGAGUCCAGUGCCACAGCAGUGCAGCUCAGGCAUCUGCAGACUCAUGUAGCCAUGGUGGAGUGAGACCCGUUUCGUUCCUUGCAGCAUGAAUGUGGUGCCUGCCACUUCAGAGGCCAACAUUUGCACUAAAGAGAAACCAUUGCAGCCAUGUACAAUGCAUGCAGCUUCACUGGCUUUUGCAUUGCUUUAUUUGAACAGAUUUUGGGGAGUGCAGAUGAGUUACCUUAUACUAAGGGCAUGGUAUUUCUGCAGAGGUAAUCCUGGUUUGAAGAGUCAGGUCUGCCCUGGGAGGAUGUGCAGAGACGGGAUCCAGCACCUUUUCCUAUGUUCAUCUGAUGGUAUGCUGCUGCCACCUAGGGAGCAUAAAAAGACGUUUUGGUUUUGCCUCCAAAAAGGCAAAAGAAUUUUUUAUAUAAGACUUUAAAAGAAUUUAAUAAACAUGUUUUUACACUAA